CGGCUGGGGAAUAGCGGGACUGGGCUGGAGACGCCUCCGCUGCUCCUCCCGCUCCCUCAUCUCGCACAUCCCAGCACCCAGAGCCGGGAGCCACCCUCCAGCCGGGGAUGCGGGAGCCUUCCCGACACCGGCCACUCCAUCAAGUCCUGUCUCCUCACGCUGCAGACGGAUCUGGGGGAAAAGUUUUGAUGACCUUAUUUUCCAGACAUCUGAUUAUCCUGAGGGGCUGCUGAGAUGUUCCAACAAGCCUUGUUUCCCACUCUUCUUUGUGUGGCUCUAGUUCCUCUCCAUGCUGCUCAGCUUGAUGUGGAUGUUGAUGUCAGUCCUACUUCUUGUGCAGAAAAGAGGAACUGUCCCAUCAAUGUCUACUUCAUCAUUGACACCUCGGAGAGCGUGGCUCUGCAGACUGUGCCCAUCCAGAGCCUUGUGGACCAAAUAAAGCGAUUCAUCCCCAUGUUCAUUGAUAAACUGGAGAGCGAGCUCUACCAGAAUCGAGUCUACAUCACCUGGCAGUUUGGUGGGCUCCAUUACUCAGACGUGGUAGAAAUUUACAGCCCUUUGACAAGCAGCAAAGACAUUUACCUGCCCAGGCUGUCUGCCAUCAAGUACCUGGGCCGGGGCACCUUCACGGACUGUGCGAUUUCCAACAUGACCCAGCAGAUCCAGACCCAGAUGGCUAACGGCGUGAACUUCGCAGUGGUCAUCACUGACGGCCACGUGACAGGCAACCCCUGCGGGGGGAUGAAGAUGCAGGCUGAGAGGGCACGAGACAUGGGCAUCAAGCUGUUUGCGGUGGCCCCCAGCGAGAAGGUGUACGAGCAGGGCCUGCGGGAGAUCGCCAACCUGCCGCAUGAGCUCUACCGCAACAACUACGCAAUCACCCAGAGAGAUACCCUGGAGAUCGACAUCAACACCAUUGACAGGAUCAUUCAGGCUAUGAAACACGAAGCCUACGGGGAGUGCUACAAGAUGAGUUGCCUGGAGAUUGCAGGUCCACCUGGUCCCAAGGGAUACCGAGGGCAGAAGGGUGCAAAGGGGAACAUGGGUGAGCCAGGUUCCCCUGGGCUGAAGGGACGACAGGGCGACCCAGGAAUUGAAGGUCCAAUCGGAUACCCUGGUCCCAAGGGUGUCCCAGGGCUGAAAGGAGAGAAGGGAGAAAUUGGAUCUGAUGGACGGAGGGGUGCCCCUGGCUUGGCAGGAAGGAACGGCACAGAUGGACAGAAGGGCCGGCUGGGGAGAAUUGGACCACCAGGAUGCAAGGGUGACCCUGGUGACAAGGGCCCUGAUGGCUACCCAGGAGAUGCAGGAGACCAAGGAGAAAGGGGAGAUGCAGGCAUAAAGGGGGAUCCUGGACGGCCUGGUCGCAGUGGACCCCUGGGGCCCCCAGGGGAAAAAGGAAGCCCGGGACUUCCAGGCAACCCUGGAGCUCAAGGGCCUGCUGGAACCAAGGGGGGGAGAGGUGAAGUGGGACCUCCUGGACCCAAAGGAGAGGCUGGGCGACGUGGAGAUCCAGGGACAAAAGGCAGCAAAGGCUCUCCUGGAGGCAUAGGAGAAAGGGGAGAUCCUGGUCCAGAGGGUAUUCGUGGUCUGCCCGGUGAGGUUGGAAACAAAGGAGCUAGGGGAGAACAAGGACUGCCAGGACCUCGAGGCCCUUCUGGUGCUGUGGGAGAGCCAGGCAGGAUAGGAUCACGUGGGGACCCUGGUGACUUGGGCCCAAGAGGUGAUGCUGGACCACCAGGACCAAAGGGUGACAGAGGCAGGCCUGGUUUUAGCUACCCUGGACCCAGAGGACCUCAGGGUGACAAGGGUGAGAAGGGGCAGCCAGGACCCAAGGGAGGACGGGGUGAGCUUGGACCAAAAGGAGUACAAGGGACCAAAGGAGAGAAGGGGGAGCCGGGUGAUCCUGGCCCAGGAGGAGAGCCUGGACAGCGUGGUCCACCUGGUGAAGCAGGCCCAGAGGGAACCCCUGGCCCACCAGGAGACCCCGGUCUGACUGACUGUGACGUGAUGACCUACGUGCGAGAGACGUGCGGAUGCUGUGACUGUGAGAAACGCUGCGGUGCCCUGGACAUCAUGUUUGUCAUAGAUAGCUCCGAGAGUAUCGGAUACACCAACUUCACCCUGGAGAAGAAUUUUGUUGUCAACGUGGUCAGCAGGCUGGGCUCUAUUGCCAAGGACCCCAAAUCACAGACAGGUGCCCGUGUUGGGGUGGUGCAGUACAGUCACGAGGGGACUUUUGAAGCCAUCAAGCUUGAUGAUGAGCGCAUCAAUUCCCUGUCAAGCUUCAAGGAAGCGGUGAAGCGCCUGGAGUGGAUCGCUGGAGGCACCUGGACGCCGUCUGCCCUUCAGUUUGCCUACAACAAGCUCAUCAAGGAAAGCAGGAGAAAGAAAGCCCAAGUGUUUGCUGUGGUGAUCACAGACGGGCGCUACGACCCCCGGGAUGAUGAUAAGAACCUUGGGGCUCUUUGUGGUAGAGAUGUAGUGGUCAACACCAUCGGCAUUGGAGACAUGUUCGACCAGCCAGAGCAGAGCGAGACCCUGGUCUCCAUUGCCUGCAAUGAACCCCAGCGAGUCCAGAAGAUGAGGCUCUUCUCAGACCUGGUGGCAGAGGAGUUCAUUGACAAGAUGGAGGACGUGCUCUGCCCAGAUCCACAGGUUGUCUGCCCCGAGCUGCCCUGCCAGACAGAUGACAGGAACCUUGGGAGCGUAAACCCAGUUAUUUUCCGCCCCAUGGAAGAGGGAGUCAACAUAGAUUUCCCCAGCACCAUACAUUCGAUCGCCCAGUUCCUAAACUCCACGCGGGAAUCCCAGGACCCCAGCAUGUACACCCAGCUGGUGGCCACUUUGGCUUUUACCGCCGAAAAAGCCAAGUUUGCCACUGGAAAUGAGCGGCAAGAGUGGAUGGACUUGUUCAUUGACACCUUCAAAAUGGUGCACAGUGAGAUUGUGGGGGACCCAGAGACUGUGCUAGGGCUGUGCUGAGACCUCUCUUGGGAGGCAGAGGCUGAGUGGAGGUAGAACUCAUCACUCCUGUGUGGCAGAAGGGACAGCACAGGAGGAAACGCUUUUAGUUCAGGAGAGACAGAGGCAGUGGAAUGGCUUGGUUGCACUCAUCUGGGGACAGGAUACAAGGAGCAGUUCCCUCCAGCUUGCCCAGCAUGGUGGCUUUCCCCAGCAAUGCCAAGGGAUGCUCUUGCUCUGCCUGCUGCUUUUUUGCCAAGAGCCUAAUGAUGCAUUUCCCCCACAUCUUCCUGCAUAUGUCCUUGCUGACCCCCUCCAAAGCAUCUUCUGCAUCCUCUCUUUUGGUUAACACAGGUUCCCUCUGGGUCCCUUAAAGCUGACUAAGCAAGGUGCAUCCCUGCUCACCACAAUGUCUCUGUGGAAUUCCUCAUGGGCAGCUGGGGGUGUGGAGGGAAGAAGCAAGCAGGACAGGAGGGGGAGCAACCCUCCCUUUCCAUUGUGAGCACUGACACCUGGGCAGUGCUUCUCUCAGAAGCUGUGUGGGCUCCCCUGGCCUUUUUCUCUGCUUGUCCAUUUGUGUUUCCUCUGUCAUAAUCCAAAACAUGUAUCUGUCCACAUACAAAAGGCAGAUACUCUGUCACAUAAUACCAAAUGGUCUAAAGAAAAACUCUUUGACUGAGUUGUUUAAAAGCAAGCUUGAUGUAGUAGAGCUUACUCAAUCCACGCCCAGUGCUGCUUUGUCUCAGAGACCACAGAGCCACCACCUCUGUGGUGUUUGGACAAGGCCUGGUAUCUCCAUCUGCUCAGCUUCCCCUGGUCUCACAAAGUCAGACAGGCGAGUGCCAUUCCCACCUCCAGUUUAACUGCUCUCAAGCUCUAUUUAGAAGUAGUGGGAUUCAUAUGGACACACAGGGGUAGAAGCGCUUACUCUGACUGACAUGGUAUUAUUGCAAUAAAGUAUACUGAACAAGUGUCAUAUUUAAUGGGCAGAAGGGAGAUGUGCCAUCUUCAGGAAUGUGGCUGUAAUAUUUCCAGAUGUUCCCCCAAGGUAAAGGAAGUCAUUGUUUAGAAAUGCUGAAGCACUCUUUCCUCCCAGGACAAGUUGCUCAGAGUACUCUGCUACUUUCAAUGUAGAAUAGAGGGAAAAGAGUUCUGAGUGCUUUACUUGAUGUGCUCUGUGUAUUAUGCGAAAGCAAAAAGAUUAGCCUAUGCCUGACUCUUGUCAUAAUUCACAUAUUCCACAUAGUCUGUGCAAAGCCAAA
Messenger RNA from Cyanistes caeruleus (blue tit), 4223 nucleotides. RefSeq names its product collagen type VI alpha 2 chain (gene COL6A2). NCBI's taxonomy places the organism in Eukaryota, Metazoa, Chordata, Aves, Passeriformes, Paridae. The record is from RefSeq and is a predicted model, not a curated record. Gene Ontology annotation, molecular function: extracellular matrix structural constituent conferring tensile strength.